Messenger RNA from Blumeria graminis f. sp. triticale, 2127 nucleotides. The record is from the annotation of a GenBank genome assembly. NCBI's taxonomy places the organism in Eukaryota, Fungi, Ascomycota, Leotiomycetes, Helotiales, Erysiphaceae.
AUGGCAACUGAACCGUCGGUUAUGGCUGAAACUAAAGAAACAUCCGUUAUCGCGGAAAUAUCUACGGACGUACAAAUAAAUGCAUCAUCUAAAUCCAUAUUCGACAAAUAUGCAAGAAAAGACGCACAAACAGGAGAACUUUACAUGGGCGAAGAGGAAUUCAUAAAUGCCAUCGCACCAAUCGGUGAAGAUUAUUUAAAGAUUAAGCGUGAGCAAUUUGCUAUCUUAUUCCGGGUCGCAGAUAGGAAGGACUCAGGCAAAAUUAAUCUCGCAGACUGGGGUAGAUUCGAAAACCUUCUUUCGAAACCUGACGCAGAGUACGAGAUAGCAUUCCGGUUAUUCGAUGUGCAUCAGAAAGGCACCGUGAAGUAUGAUGACCUCAUGAAAUUGUACAACUUGAAUAAGGGACCCGACAGUAUACCUUUUGACUGGAACUGCGAAUGGGCAAAGCUUUACAGCGGUGGAAAGAAACGACGCCAUGAGCUAACCUAUCCCCAGUUCUGCCAAAUGCUGAGAGGCUUACAAGGAGAGAGAGUUCGACAAGCAUUCCAAUACUUCGAUAAGGAUGGCGACGGGUUUAUUGAGCCGGAAGACUUUCAGCGUAUCAUCUUGCAAUCAUACAAACAUAAACUUUCUAAUCAUCUUUUGGAAAAUCUUCACACGCUAUGCAAUAUCGGAACAGGUAGUAAAAUCUCAUAUUCCAACGUCAGGGCUUUUCAGAACAUCAUUCGGGAAAUGGAUUUAGUAGAGAUGAUCAUACGAACAGCAAUUGCGCACAGUGACGAUGGAAAAAUUACAAGAGCAGAAUUCCUCAAUCACGCUGCGCACAUAACUCGGUUCUCUCUGUUCACUCCGAUGGAGGCGGAUAUUCUGUUCCACUUUGCUAGUCUUGACGAGCCCACUGGGCGGCUCGGUCUCGGCGAUUUCGCAAAGGUAAUUGACCCCUCCUGGAGAAGCUUACAGAACGUGCUCGGCGAUGUUGUAGAAAGUGCUGAAGCAAAAUCAAGAGCAACCACCAAUAAUAUUUUUCAAAGCCUUCUUCAAUCAAUACACCAUUUUUCAUUGGGAUCCAUAGCUGGCGCAUUUGGCGCCUUUGUAGUGUAUCCUAUCGAUCUUGUAAAAACUCGAAUGCAGAAUCAGCGGUCCUCAAGAGUGGGACAAAUGCUUUACAUUAACUCAUUAGAUUGCGCAAAAAAAGUUGUGGCAAACGAGGGCUUUAAGGGUCUAUACUCUGGAAUUCUUCCUCAGUUGGUUGGUGUUGCGCCUGAAAAGGCUAUCAAGCUGACCAUUAAUGAUCUUGUUCGAUCAUUAUUUUCUGAAAAAGAUAGAAGCAUACGGCUUCACCACGAAAUCAUUGCUGGUGCCUCUGCAGGCUCUUGUCAAGUGAUAUUCACGAACCCUCUUGAAAUUGUCAAAAUCCGGCUUCAAGUACAAGGAGAAGUGGCUAAAACCCUCGAGAGUGCACCACGCCGAUCGGCAAUGUGGAUUGUCCGCAAUCUAGGCCUCGUGGGUCUAUAUAAAGGUGCUUCUGCGUGUCUUUUACGCGAUGUUCCCUUCUCCGCCAUCUACUUUCCUACGUACUCCCAUCUCAAGCGAGACUACUUUGGCGAGUCGCCCACAAAGCCACUUGGCAUAUUUAAGCUGUUAACUGCAGGUGCGAUUGCUGGAAUGCCAGCUGCAUAUCUUACCACACCUUGUGAUGUAAUCAAAACUCGUCUCCAAGUUGAAGCUCGGAAAGGCGAGGCAACUUAUACAUCUUUACGUCAUUGUGCCCGAACUAUAUUUCAGGAGGAAGGAAUCAAGGCCUUCUUCAAGGGCGGACCAGCUCGUAUUUUGCGGUCAUCACCUCAGUUCGGCUUCACCCUAGCUGCUUACGAAUUUCUCCAGGGUCUGCUCCCUAUGCCCGGUGUGGAAAAGGACAUAUCACAUAUGGUUACUGAUGAAUCUGGACUCAAUUCACGUACAGCAUCUUUGGGUUAUCUACGUAGCCGCAACGCUUUGAAGAUAAUACUUGAUAUGGACGAAGGGUUUGGUCGGACACGUAUACCAGGAAAAGAGGCAUGGCUGGGUUUGCCUAAGAUUGUUGGUGGUGGCAGUUCUACGCCUAUCCAAACUCCAAAAAACUGA